This is a messenger RNA of Suillus fuscotomentosus, 2103 nucleotides long. RefSeq lists its product as uncharacterized. The transcript has 7 exons. Lineage: Eukaryota; Fungi; Basidiomycota; Agaricomycetes; Boletales; Suillaceae. The coding region runs from base 1 to 2103 and encodes 700 amino acids. The record is from RefSeq and is a predicted model, not a curated record.
AUGUUCAAUUCCCCACAGGACCGUUACAGAGAAUUGAUGAGGGUAGCACAGCAAUGGCGACAGCUGAAGCUGUUGAAAUGGAAUGGGUUUGGUUAUGAGAGAAGAAGGCCGACAUCCGGUGAACUCGCUCUCUUUUGCCCGGCUUGCCCGCAGCCCAGCAUCAACUCCCCACUGCCAUCUGAUAGGAGCGCUGAUGAUCCCAGUUGGCUAUAUGCCCGAUCGCUGGUUAUGGACGGCAACUUCAAAGCAGAACACCUUCAUCCCACUCAUCUGGAAGACGAAGUCUGGUUGACUGAUGGCCAGUGCUUCAUGGUUUCCAAAGACCAAUAUAAGGCUCAUCUAGCGGUUGCCAACGACGUUGUUCAACCAUCCGAGUGCAACAAUCACCGAGCCGUAAACCAGGCCAAUGCUUCGCAACACAAACUAGAAGCUACCGGGAUAGGCGGUUGCGCAUGCGCCCGCCACGGCUGUUUUGUGCCUCAUUCCAUUGUGGAUUUUCAAAAGGGCGAAUGGCAAAUGAAUAUGGACUACGCCCUAUGUCACGCAUUAAGCCACCACACGGAUGGGCUCAGUCAAGCUUUCACAUUUUAUGACGUUAAUUGUCAGUAUAACAAGCACUUCCAGCAUCGGGUGAGCGAGAGCCUCUAUUUGAGCCUCCCUUCUGGUAUGGAGAUCAUACCGGGAAUUGGCCUCUGGCAUGAUCGACGGAGAAAUCAUGGAGACGUUGUGGGCGCCUCUGAAUAUCAUAUCUCCUGCUGCGAGAGGGAUGUCGACCCCCCAUCAGCAAGAGUGUCUGAUUACCAGAUGAAUGACUCUAAUUUUAUGAAGAUGAUUCGCGGUUUUCUUUGCCGGAAAUAUAAGGAAGCUAUUAAGGGCAUCACAGAAAGUGCCUCUGCUUUUGACAAGCUCAAUGACACCACCGAUCCUAUCAUGGUUGCAAAAUGGGAGGAACAGGACCGAUAUGCUCAUUCAUGUCGAGUCGCCGAUCCAUCGGCAAUGGAUGUGUUUGAAGUACAGUUAAAGAGGGCACCAACUCGGAAGCAACAGGAGCUAGCUUUACUGUCCUCCCGAGUAGGCCGAUUGGGUGGGAAUCUGCAACGAGGUGCUGCCACAUGGAUUGCAUCUGGCAUUACCAUAGAAGAGGUUCAGAUAGCACUCACUAUGGAUAUUAGGAAGCUCGGCAGACACCCCACAGAGACCCAAACCUUGGAUAUAUGCAGACGUCGGACAAAAUUGCAAAGCCGGAUAGAUGAAUUCACUAUUGUGGCGGCAAUUCAUCUCGGCGAGGGCUUUGAUGUUGAUGAUGACAUUAGAGAUCUCCACUUGGACUUCAUAGAUGACGAUUCAGAAGGUAAUGGAAUUGAUGGCAGUGAUACCGAAUCUGACCCGGAAGCCGAUGGACGUCAGCUGCGGGAUUCAUUCUACCCAGAGAAGAUCGUGAUACCUCUGCCAUCCAAUAUUGGCGUAGCACGCUGUGGGGAGCUGGGAGUUGAACACCUCAUUGGUCAGGAAAUUGCACUUCAGGAAGGUCAGGCCAACGAUGCCUUGCAAGCGAUCAGAAUGCAUCUAGCGGAUAAGGCUGUGCUCUUUCAUACCGCCGUGUGUCCAGCGAAAUCACAAGCCAAAUCAACAAGGGCAUGGACGCAGGUUCAUUCGGUCAAACAGGUCAUCCGACUCAACACAAUGAUUUAUAUGAAAUGUCGGGCACAACUCGGAAACCUGGAAGCUCAUGGCCUGCUUAAUAAGUACCUCCGGAUGGAAAAGAGCCAUCUCAAAACAACUGCUGCCAUGGCGGACCCAAAUGCCCGGGUCAGCAGUGAUUGGAUGAAUGAAUUUUACAGGGUUCAUUGGCUUCGCACGAAAGCAUUACGCGACCGAUGGGUGGAAGAACUCAUUCUGGUUGAACAUGAAAUGGGUUGGACCCUGGAGUUUUUUCUCUUCAAAGCAAGCAUGUGGUUAACAAGGCUCACAUCAAACAGCGAAGCACUACCGGAGGGACACAAGUGUUAUGCGAUUCGGCAGGCCCAUAUGUACCAAGAACUUGCCAAACACGCACAGGCAGGCUUUAUAAAGACAAAUCCAACCUUCCGGCCAAUUUCUUAA